Molecule: messenger RNA, 1881 nt
Organism: Westerdykella ornata
Lineage: Eukaryota; Fungi; Ascomycota; Dothideomycetes; Pleosporales; Sporormiaceae
Exons: 3
Coding region: 1-1881 (626 amino acids)
Source: RefSeq, a predicted model, not a curated record
AUGAACUGCAGCAACGGCGCUAUCUUCGCGAGGACCCAGCCUCAGACCCUUACGCUUCUCUCCGCUGAAACCCCCCACCAUAGAAAGUUGGGCGCUCUGCUAUACGCCAAUAACAAUCAUUCGACACCCUUCUACGCGAGCAGUGGCAAGUUCACUGGCGAAGUGCGCAACCCUACGACGGCCGAUCCUGCUAUUAUGGAGUUCCAAGUAGCAGGGCAUACGAAAGAGGAGCUGAAACGCGUCUACGUCGAUAUGGUCCGUCAGAACAAUGAGCUUGCCCAGACAAUCCUCAAGUUUGGCCAGAUUCUCGGAGCCAUCGACGAAAGGCAGCUAGACGCAGUGGCACGCGAUAACUAUACUACAGCCUCUGGCUCUAUUGAUGUAGAGAAGCGAACUGUCGCAACCCAUAGCAAAGCCGGGAACAGAACUCCGAGCAGCGACUCCGGCUACUCCUCGAGCAUGGAUCAUCCUGAUCCCGAAAGUGAGGACCAUGUCGUAUUCCGGGGACGUGCUGAAGAUGUUGUUGUAUAUCGCGGACGUCCCAAUAACCAUGGUGAUGCCGACGACGUCGUCCUCUUCCGUGGAAGGAGUGGCGUGGAGCCUGACUUUGACGGCCCUGCUUAUCUUGAUGCCGAAAUUAGUGUCACUCUUCUUUCCGGCUUGGAGGCCACUGCUUAUCAAGGCCGCAUGCCAGAGGAUAGCCUUGGAAGUGCAACUCGAAGCAUUAAAUCCCCCGUUUCAGAGGCACAGGGCGGGGUACAGAUAGCUCCUCUCCAGCUCGAUGACGGGCAGAGUACCCGUGCCAACUCCACUACCAGCGCAGCGUCCUCCUUCAUCUAUCCUACCCAAUGUCCCGACACACCGGCGACCGUUGUCUGCGCUGAUUUUGCUGACGAGGAGCUGAUGGUUCCAAUCCCAGUGUGUCCAAAGAGCAUUGCUCUUGAGCAGAUCCUGCACCGCAAGGGAUUGGACCGUGAUCACCGAGAAGGACCAAGCCUCUUCAACAGUGAAGCAGAAAAUUAUGAUGUUACCGAGCAGAUGUACCAGCUGUACAUCAGGAAUGGACUGCGACCAAAGGCCGAAUGGAGCAUAGGGAUGGGUGUAUACUUGGAGGACGUGUCCGCUUCCCUGACUGACGAUUACCAACGAAGCGGCUCCACCGACAAGAGCAAACUGGUUACAGAUGAGAAAAUGGCCGAGUACAAUUCAAUGCGACAACAGGCGCUUGCAAUCAACACAUUCGAUAUGAAUGUGGAAAACACAUUCGCAGCCGACCAAUUCCACGAUAUGCUUGCCACGCCUCAGAGUGGGUUCGACCACGAUUACUGGCCGGCUGGGAAUAAUUGCUGGAGUAUACGGGCUCCUCAAAAUCCUCUUCAUAGCCAAGCCGUCCACGUAAAUCACUUCCUCGUUCCUACAACUCCCGAAGUCCGACAACAAAGUGGGCAGGAAGAACCAAUUACUCCCUUAGGGGCAUUGUGGAAUAUUCACCGUUGGCUUCGCUACAUGGAAAAAAUUCAAGACAAGAAUGCGAAGGCAACCUGUUUCGUAGGCCGUCAUUCCCCUCUCGAAAAGGCCUACUUGAGAAGGAACGACACGCUGGCGAUGGCGGAUGGCACGAUCACACACAUCACUUUGAGGGAUGGCGAUGUUUUUGGGAACCCAAGAUUGGGAUUCAAAGAUCGAUUCCCAAACAUUCCGGCAGACGCGUUCCUCAAGCCUCUUCCUCUCCAGGAACUUCCAUGGCGCAAAGCUCGCCGCGAAUACAAAUAUACGCUCGAAGCCGGAGUCGGCAGUCCAGUUGUAGAAAUGCUCAUGAGGAGGAGUGACCGGAAACAGGCCAUUCACGCGCAGAUAACAACAAUGGGCUUUACACCCUGA